GCCGGAAAGGACCGAUGUUUGGGGAGCACACGUCACUCACUUUUUUUUUUCUUUACCCCAAAAUAAUUGGCGCCCACCACCAUUCCAACAUUUUCCUCCGGCUAAUAGUGUCACUAUCCCUUCCUUGCUCGACGAGUGGUAUGCGGAAGGACGACGGCGUUCUCCGUGGGUGAUUGUUUUCCGUGCGGAGGGAGACAGACAGACAGGCGGCCGGACUCGCUUUCGCCUUUUGGCUCGGCGGCGUUGGUGAAAAUGGCCCCGGCUAACCACUGGAAAACAGCACGCAGCAAUGGAAGCGAGCGCUAGCUGCUAGCUCGUAUCUAAUAGCUAGCUCGGCUCGAAGAAGAAGAAGAAGAAGAAGAAGAAGGCGUGACAGGCCGCAUCGGUCUUCUACGCUCUCAAGGCCCAGGAUUGAUACUUUUCACGAAAAUGAGAGUCGGCCCUAAGUGCGAUAUAAUAACGCCCUUGUUCAUCAGUCGGGGAUCGUGUUCUGCAAAAAGACCUUGGGAUCGAUUGGCGGAAACGGUAAGAACUGAAGAGCAUCAGGGUCUUCUUGGCUGAACACAGAUGAGGAAUCUCACUUAGAUCAAGGAAAAUGUCAAUGCAGUAACUCACAAAGGAAACAAGAGGAAGUCUAUUGAACUGCUUCGCUAUAAGUUAUUGGUCGCAAUUUUGAAGUUAGAUGCAACACUUUUUUCUUUUUUUAUUUAUUUAUUUAUUUUUUUUAAGAUUCUGAGCUUCCCAGCUACCCCACUGCUUUUGGAAAUAAAUUGUGAGCAGUGGAUGAUCGAGAGUACCAACAGCUGAUUUUGUACUGUCCAGAUAAGAAACUUUUAACUGACAUUCAAGUGUGUCUGGACAAAACAUUUUCACAAAAGCGUCUAGUUUUUUUAUUUUUUAUUUCACCACUCUGUCUUGGGACUCUUGUUGCUGCUUCUAGCACUGGAGGUUUGGCCUUGUACCCCCCCAUGUGCAUUUGAGUGGGAAAUGUUCCAAUUUGGAAAAUACAAUUUGGACAUUAUAGAAAUGUUAAGUGGGCACCAGGCCCACCAGUUUAAAGGCAUUGGUUUAGACCGACAACUGCAGCAUCAGCAGCAAGUGCAACUCCACCAGCACCAACUGCAGCAGCAGCAGCAGCAGCAAGCUGAGUCGUCUGGAGCUCUUCUGUCUGGACUUGGCUUGGGCCCCCUGCAGGGGUCAAGAGGCUACCAUGAAGACCACCGUUCUCAAGGUAAUCCGUCUCCAUGCUACUCUGGUGCCUCCCCCUGUGGAAGUGGGAUGGCCGGCCCAGCUCUGAGAAAGGCACCCCUGGCCCCAACACUGCAUCCACACUCUCAGAGCCACAACCAGCACCAUCAUCCGCAACAACAGCCCCACCUGCCCCUCUCCUCUCUUCUUGAUGACUCAGAGGAUGAUGUCACUAGCUCCGUCAAUAAUGCGAUCUCUGCUAUCACUGCAGCAACUGGAAAUAGAGAUGACAGGGGAGACAUCAUAGGAGGUCUACUUGGUGGUCUUGGUCUCGGCCCUCUGGGUUCACCAUCAACAUCUGGCAUGGAUAAGAAUUUCCGAGGUGGUGGCAACCAGGAGGCGUUGAGCAACAAUCCACAGAAUACUGCUGCAAAGCCCAAACGUCCCCGCAAACCCAGAGCCAAGAAAGAACCAGCAGUCGAUGGGCAGCCCCCUAAACGUAGGCAGUACACUCCGAGAAUGGGAACCGGUGGGCUCCCACGCACUCACCUCUGCAGUGUCUGUGGUAAGGGUUUUGCACGUCGCGAGACUCUACGCAGGCAUGACCGCAUACAUACCGGAGAAAAGCCUCAUCACUGCACUGUUUGUGGAAAGUAUUUUAGAGAGGCUUUCCACCUUAGCAAGCAUCAAACAGUUCACUCUGGGGCAAAGAAUUACAAAUGCAGCAUCUGUGGGAAGGAGUUUGGUUACUCCCAGAGCCUGAGGAGGCACAGCAAACUCCACCAGAAAGGGGAGAUUGAAGAGGUGCCCACAACACCAGCUGCAGAGAAUAUAAACAGCUUUAAUCCGAACCCUCAAUGCAGUGUGACCCAAGACGGGAGCCAAAACCAAGUACCAAGCACCUCCUCCUAUUACUCUUAUCCUCAAGAUGUCAAGCCUCAAGAUACCCAGCCACAUUCACUGCCUCCGCCUCGUCUUUACACCUGUGCUAUAUGCUGGAAGUCGUUCCGCCACCACUUCCAUCUGACUGCUCAUCACCAGACGGUUCAUGAAGGUGGGGGUGAAAAGCAUUUCUGCUGUGAGGUAUGUGGGAAAGCGUUUGCUUACUCAAAUAGCCUGACUCGACACAGGCAGUCCCAGCAUGGAAUCACCCGAGGUGAAACAUCUAACCCUCAAGAAGGCAGCAGUGGGUCUGGAGACAACCGGGGAGGGACUGAUGUGAACCAGUCGACGUCAGAAAGCGAGGCCGCCACCAAUGCUCUACUGCAAAUGGCCCCAUCUACCGACAGCCAUGGGGCUCCAAGUCUUAAUGUUGUCACUCAUGGCCACCAACAGGCACCACCGCAACCACCAGCUGGCUACUCUCCCCUCUUUUAUGAUGCUACAGCAGCCCAGUCUUCAGCCUCCAGUGCCCCAUCUUACUCGCAGCCUCUGCCCCCCAAUUCUACAAUCAUGCCCCCCCACCAUCCGCACUCCCCGGCCGGGGUGAAAGGAGAGCACAUAUAUCCAGCCGGAUCCCGCAGCCGUACUCUACACACCACAGCCCCGUUCCAGCCCCUUACGGAACUGCCCUCCACCGAACAUCACCAUCUACAUCAUCAUCACCAUCACCCCCACCAUCAUCCUCAUCAUCAGUCAGGUGCCCAGCUCCAACAACACCUCGACUGCAGCAACCAGUUGCCGCAUGAUGAAAUCAGACGACACAAGAAGAAAAAAAAAAAGUCAGAUAGGAGAGAGUGGCGGGAUAAUAAGUAUGAAUCCCAAGACUUAGUCAGAUUUGAUGGGAGCCAAAAGAAGAGAAAGAUAAGUUGUACUGUAAGAGGGCAGUUGAACAAAAAACAAGGCUCUCUUCGCUUGACCAUUAGGCGGGGAGAAGGAUCUGGUGGCGGUGGGUAUAAACUUGUCAACACUGGGGGAGUGAAGGUUCAGAUCCUGUCGUCCUUAAAAGUUCCUGUGAAGCGUUUUGGCUGUCCUGUAUGCCCCAAUUCAGUGUUCUCUCGCAAAGCGGGGCUCCUAGUCCACAUGGCAGUUAGACACCCACGAAAAGCAAGAACCACUCGAGAGCGACUUCAGUGCAGUGUAUGUGGGAAGCAAUCUCAGAGGGCUAUGGCAGCUUUUGUCCAUCGGGCUUCUCAUCGUGCCAGAGGGACCUUCUCCUGCCAGUGCUGCUCCGCUCGUUUCUGGAAUGGUACACUUCUCCAAAGACACAAGGGUUCCUGCCGCCGCAUUGCUAAGGGAGCACAGGAAGGCGAUGCCAAGAAGCCGACGCUAUUAAAGAGACCGGGAGAAAGACAGACCCGAGAUGGUCAGGGCGACAUGCCAUACCAUCCACUGGGAUCAUAUAGAUACUGAGCAUCCUGGUACCUCAUGUGACAACAUGAUGACAAUAAAGGGACUUGGAAAAGGAAUAGUCGUUUUUGGACUGAUGACUUUAGGACUGAGUGUGGUAACAACUACUGAAAAGCAUCCUAUUAAAUCACCUGAAAUGCUUCCAGAUUCUUUUGGAAUGUCUUUCAAAAAUGUGACUGUUUCCAUAGGAUCACUAACCCCUUAAGUGCAUUGACACUAUGCUUGGCAGACACUGUGCAGUCACUAAGCAAGUAUAGAUAAUGUUACCUGCACAUGUAUCUCCCCUGCCUAUAUUCUAACUAGCAACCCUGCUACACACCCUUUUGCUGUAUGAUAAACUGUCUCUCUGCUGUGUACUUUGUCUGGUUCAUGUAGCAGCUCUGAGGAGUUUUUUUAAUAUGUAAAGUGCUUUUAUUAGGAGUAGGGACGUUGGGAUGAAGAUAUUUGUUAAUUUGUCAGUGCAUGUUUGUUCUCUAGUCAAUUUUUUUUUUUGCUGAGGUGAUAUGUGAUGGCUUAUUCAAGUAUAUCCCAGAAGUUUGUAGUGUGAACUUGAUUUAAGGGUUUCUCCUAGACGCCCGCCCUAGUGAUUAUAAUCACAUAUCGAUAAAAAUGUUGAUGGUAAUUAGUAUAAAGGGUCUCCUGCCAAGAUGAAGGAACAAAAAGCCUUGCUUUUUAUGUUUACUUCAUUUAUUUCAAAAUUUUCUUAGCUUUUAUACCAAGGGAUAGAAGGACAAGUAUAACAAGUUUGUCUCAUGUUAUUUGUAUGCUCUUUUUAGCAGUGAUUAUUUCUACAGUGCUUCACAUUGUGCUAAAGACAAGGACCUAUUCUCCAAGCAAAUGUACAAUUCCAUGUAUUUAUGUAACUGUCUUCAUACCAACCUUAGACUGAACCUCAACCAUUUAGUGUGUGCUGAGUUGCAAUCAUGAUCUUGUCACCCUUUUUUUCUUCUAAAGAAAUCAAUUUCCUCACAUAUGAAUUGUCCAUGCCUGUUUUACACUUUUUUUCUUCUAAAGAAAAAAAAAUAUAGUUUUAGUAGAUUUCUAUCUCUUUAUUUACCGAAAAGCCAGUAGUUGAUUAUAUUUGAAAUGAAUAAACCUUGCGUGUAAUAAUUGCUUUUCUGUUCUUGUUCAAAGCAAUGCAGAAAACUAUACAAUUACAGUAACAAAUAUACAACCCCAAUUCCAAUGAAAUUGGGACGUUGUGUUAGACAUAAAUAAAAACAGAAUACAAUCAGUUGCAAAUCAUGUUUGACCUAUAUUUAAUUGAAUACACUAUAAAGACAAGAUAUUUAAUGUUAAAACUGAUAAACUUUGUUUUUAGCAAAUAAUCAUUAACUUAUAAUUUUAUGGUUGCAACAUGUUCCAAAAAAGCUGGGACAGGGUCAUGUUUACCACU
This is a messenger RNA of Phycodurus eques (leafy seadragon), 4933 nucleotides long. Its product is annotated as Krueppel homolog 1. The transcript is spliced from 4 exons. NCBI's taxonomy places the organism in Eukaryota, Metazoa, Chordata, Actinopteri, Syngnathiformes, Syngnathidae. Gene Ontology annotation, molecular function: DNA-binding transcription factor activity; RNA polymerase II cis-regulatory region sequence-specific DNA binding. Gene Ontology annotation, biological process: regulation of transcription by RNA polymerase II. The record is from RefSeq and is a predicted model, not a curated record. Bases 988 to 3540 code for a protein of 850 amino acids.